AAUUAGGAAAAACCUUGGAAGGGAAUUCGAUGCGUGAGAGAGAGAGAGAGAGAGAACGCGUGAGACGCGCAUUUGAUUCUGGCAGUGAGCCAUGUGAGCACACCGACAGCGAUGAGUAAAAAGUGCCAGCUGCAGCCCCGCUCGCUUCCUCUCUCCUCUCUCCUCUCUAUCUCUAUAUCAAUCCCUUCUCACUCCUCCAUUUAUAUCUUCUUCAUUUCUCACUCUCUCCCUUCCCUGUAUCUGCUCCCAGAGAUCUGCAUUUCCAUUUGAAAAAUCAUCUGUUGCUUCCUCCAUAACCAUGGCCAUGGCUAGGCUGCUGGUGUUCAUCGCCGUCGUUCUCCUCCCCGCCAUCGUCUCCGCAACCCGCCCCUUGGCGACACCAUUCACCGUCGAAGGCGCAGUCUACUGCGACACUUGCCGCUUCGGCUUCGAGACCUCAGCCAGCACCCCCAUCUCAGGUGCUAGGGUUAGAAUCGAGUGCAAAAACAGGGACACAAUGAAGCUGGUGUACAGCGUCGAUGGAGUGACCAACGCCGCUGGAAAAUACAAAAUCCAGGUGAAUGAAGACCACCAGGAACAGCUCUGCGAUGCGGUGCUGGUUAGCAGCCCACAACUGAACUGCGCCCAGGUAGAUCCUGGACGUGAACGUGCUCGCGUCAUCCUCACCGGCAACAACGGCAUGACCUCCACUCGCCGUUAUGCGAACGCCAUGGGAUUCGUGAGGGAUCAUCCAGUGGCCGUCUGCAGCGAACUGCUCAAGCUAUACCAGGAAGAUGAGUAGAGACGGAUCACCUCUCUACCAGUACCAUAAACCAUAUAUUAUAUAUACUGCUCCGAUCUAAUAUUUAUUUAUUCGAUCCCCAUCUUCUGUAGCUCUAAAUUAAUUUGUGACAUUGAUCGAUCUAUAUGUUUCCGAUUUGGGUGUGUA
This is a messenger RNA of Malania oleifera, 928 nucleotides long. RefSeq names its product protein DOWNSTREAM OF FLC-like. The coding region runs from base 299 to 781 and encodes 160 amino acids. The transcript has 2 exons. NCBI's taxonomy places the organism in Eukaryota, Viridiplantae, Streptophyta, Magnoliopsida, Santalales, Ximeniaceae. The record is from RefSeq and is a predicted model, not a curated record.